AUGAGCAGCCUUGCCAGCAACACAGAGUCCGAGUUUUCUGAUGAAGAGCUUGACAGCAGCACCAUGGACCAUGAUGACGACAGCAGUGGAAGUGAGAGAAACUCCAAGAAGUCUUCUCCUGAGAGGGACAGUGCUUCAAGCUCCGGCCAGAACCAGGGGACCUCAAAAAUUGCUGGUAAGAAGCGGAGUCGGCCAGUGCGUUCCAAAGCCCGCCGGGUAGCAGCUAACGUCCGUGAACGUAAACGAAUUCUGGACUACAACCAAGCCUUCAAUGCGCUGCGUAUGUCCCUGAACCACGACCUCAGUGGCAAGCGGCUGUCGAAGAUUUCCACGCUGCGUCGGGCCAUUAACCGCAUCUCUGCACUCUCCAUCUUCCUAAGAAACCACCCACCACCCACAGCUGAAAGAACCUGUAGCCACGUGGAAUGCCUCCAUGGCACACAGGAGGAGAAUGGAAGGCUGGUUCCAGUAAAGGAGAGGGGCUAUCAAUCGGUAAAGUACCUCCCUCACCAGCAGCCUGAACUACAAACCCCACAAACGCACAAACCGUACAGUCACAUUAUGCCAUCUGAGCCACCCCAGCUCUACCCGGACCUAUCGCUGCAACCUGGGUCUGCAUGCCCACCCUCGCCACACUAUGCACAGUACUCACCAGACUCCCAGAUGUGCAUGGGCCAUGGACUCUACAGCCAUCCACGUGAGGAGACAUUUAACAAUAAUAACAACAACAGUGGCCACUGCUAUGGGGUCGGACAGGGCUUCCAGUAUGGGGUGAAAGCCACUUGUCACCAGAACCACACAGACAGCUUUGUAGACCCUGCUGUGCCGUUUUCUUGGCAACUCGGUUACUUGCCGGGCUCCAGCUACCAGCAGUCUCUUAGCAUACACUGA
This is a messenger RNA of Clupea harengus (Atlantic herring), 891 nucleotides long. RefSeq names its product class A basic helix-loop-helix protein 9-like. The record is from RefSeq and is a predicted model, not a curated record. Gene Ontology annotation, biological process: developmental process; regulation of transcription by RNA polymerase II. Gene Ontology annotation, molecular function: DNA-binding transcription factor activity, RNA polymerase II-specific; RNA polymerase II transcription regulatory region sequence-specific DNA binding; protein dimerization activity. Lineage: Eukaryota; Metazoa; Chordata; Actinopteri; Clupeiformes; Clupeidae.